AUUCACUAACUCUAAAGAAUUGUGACAUUUACCCAAUCCAUAUUCCAGUCUUCUUGUUCGAUACUGAUUUGACAACCCAAAAAAAUUUCUUAUAAAACAAAUUCACAUUGCCCAUUCUUUUCAAGAAAGGCUAAUCCCAUGAAAAAUAUAAGAAAAAAGUUUGCUUUUUUAUAGCCAUUUUCUGAAUACCAAUAUCAAAAGCAGAUUUUCUUGUAUUUUUGAUAGACCCCUUGAACUCCAGAAAGUUUCAGUUUUUCCUAAAGAGUUAUGGAGAUUGAUAAAGCAGUUAGAGAAUGUGAUGACAGUAGGUUGAAGACAAAGUAUACUAAUGCCAUAUAUGUUAUCAAACGAGCACUCGCUCUGUAUUCCAUACAAGAGGUUGCGUUGAGCUUCAACGGAGGGAAAGAUUCUACUGUUUUGCUUCACCUACUGAGAGCAGGCUAUGUUCUGCAUAAAGCGGAAGAAAGUAGUUCACAAGAUGUUGCUGAUGGUGAAAACUCAUUUCCAAUACGGACAAUAUAUUUUGAGACCCCGACUGUUUUCCCUGAGAUCAACUCAUUCACUUAUGAAACCGCAGCCACUUACAAUUUGCAAAUGGAUAUUCUUCGCCUCGACUUCAAAUCAGGGCUCGAGGCUCUGCUAAAGGCCAAUCCAAUUAGAGCUAUUUUUCUUGGUGUGCGAAUUGGUGAUCCUACUGCGGUAGGUCAGGAGCAAUUCUCACCUAGUUCACCUGGGUGGCCACCUUUCAUGAGGGUGAAUCCAAUUUUGGAUUGGUCAUACAGAGAUGUAUGGGCCUUCCUUUUGGUUUGCAAGGUUCGUUACUGCAGCCUUUAUGAUCAGGGGUAUACUUCAAUUGGGAGCAUCCAUGACACUGUUCCGAAUGCACUAUUGUGCAUCAGGAAUGACAACAACAGCGAAAAAAAGUUUAGGCCAGCUUAUUUACUUGCUGAUGGAAGGCUGGAAAGAUCUGGAAGGGUAAAGAAGUUCUCUGCUCCAGUGUGUGGGAAAUUAUCUUCUGUAUGCAAUGGACUGAAAAUCGAGGAUUUGAAUUCCAAUAAUAUGCUUACUGCCUCAAUCAUAGCUGUGGGAGAUGAAAUUUUGUCUGGCACAGUAGAGGACAAGUUGGGUUCUGUGUUAUGUAGAAAGCUCCAUUCUAUUGGUUGGGCAACAUCACUGCUUGCUGUCACUCGAAAUGAUAUAGAUUCUGUGGCCGAGGAAGUUGAGAGGCGGAAGUCCACAAAUGACAUGGUAUUUAUAUAUGGUGGGGUAGGUCCAUUGCAUUCGGAUGUUACCGUAGCUGGAGUUGCUAAAGCUUUUGGUGUUCGCAUGGCUCCUGAUGAAGAAUUUGAAGAACAUUUAAGGCACCUGAUUGCUGAAAAGUGCACCGGCGACAAAAAUGAGAUGGCACAGCUGCCUGAAGGUAUUACAGAAUUGCUUCAUCAUGAACAGCUGCCUGUGCCUUUGAUUAAGUGCCAUAAUGUGAUCAUUCUCACUGCAACCAAUGUUGCUGAACUGGACCUACAGUGGCAUUGUCUGAUUGAUUCAUUGAAAUCUAAUGGUGACUUGGUAUUGAUGGCACCAUUUGUUUCAAAAUGCUUGGCAACAACUCUUUCUGAUGUUGAAGUUGCUCAACCUCUCUCAAAACUUUGCCUUCAAUUUCCUGAUAUAUACAUCGGAGGUUAUCGAGGAUCAAGAAAAGGCCCUCUUAUGAUCAGAUUUGAAGGGAAGGACCUUUCAAGAAUAGAGGCAGCUUCACAAUCACUGUGCCAGAAUUUUCAGCCUGGUGCAUUCUCUGAAACUGAAUAACCUCAAGACUUUUCCACUCUGCUGAAGGCGUCGAUAUACGAAACAGCCUAAGGGAAAGGGUUAGAAAUUUCAUGUUCACAAUUGAGGAGAAUGACAAAUAAGCUGGAGCAACAUAAUUUUUAGUACAAGCUGUACAAUGUGACAUAUGGGGUGUGUGUUAAUCACCACUUCAAGACACAAGGAUAUAUUUUACUGGCAAGUAGCUUAGGAAAUGCAAUCUCACUGCAACUUUAUAUCACACCUAAUAGUUCAGUUGCCAAAGAAUCAAUCUAGCAGUCUAUAUAGUCAGACCUCUUUAUAACGACUUUCUCUUGUAAAAAUAUUUCACUAUAAUUGAAUCUCUUGUUAUAUUAUAUUAUAUGUUCUUCA
Molecule: messenger RNA, 2175 nt
Organism: Solanum pennellii
Lineage: Eukaryota; Viridiplantae; Streptophyta; Magnoliopsida; Solanales; Solanaceae
Product: FAD synthase-like
Exons: 17
Coding region: 268-1806 (512 amino acids)
Biological process (GO): FAD biosynthetic process
Molecular function (GO): FMN adenylyltransferase activity
Source: RefSeq, a predicted model, not a curated record